This is a messenger RNA of Chiloscyllium plagiosum (whitespotted bambooshark), 4034 nucleotides long. NCBI's taxonomy places the organism in Eukaryota, Metazoa, Chordata, Chondrichthyes, Orectolobiformes, Hemiscylliidae. The record is from RefSeq and is a predicted model, not a curated record.
GAGAUGAUGAAUUGCUCUCUUUGCAGAGGGGCAGUUGGAAUCUGACCAGCCCAAUGGCCUCCAUGACUGCAGUGUGAAGUUCUAAUCAGUGGGAAGGGUGAAAUGAUGGCACUGUAAGCGGGUGGGUGUCAUCGAAUGGUCCAGCUGACUCUCGCUGUGUCAACUUCACUCGAAUGUGGUCAAAAGUCAAACUGCUUCCUGUAGAAGGAAUGGGUGCAGGGUGAUAACAACCUAAUGGGUCAGCUUCAGUGUGUGAUGGCGGACGAGGAGACCAGUAGUGCACGCUUCGCUCUAAUUUGACAUCUCCAGCCUGAAUUUUUACAGCCUGUGUUUCUCUACCUACCUGUCUCUCUGUUUCGUGUCCUUCGAAGAAUGGACUAUAUCGGCUGUUGGCAAGUUGGGAGAAGGGCUGGCCUCUUUCGUUGAUGUGAUGGGGGAGUGCACAAAAGGCAUUUGAAUGUUCGAUCAGCCCAUGAUCGGUGAGGCAGAAUCAAUAGGCUGAAUGGCCUGUUUCUAUUUAGCUUUUCCUCAGUCAGGAAUGAGGAACUAUUUGAAUUUCUGAUUGGGAGGCAGUUGAGGGAUUAACAGCAAACUAACUGCACAGCGUCUAGUCAAAAGUCACCACCAUCUGCAGCGCUCAGCUCGCAAAACCAUGAUGAAGAGGAUUAGUCGCCAGCAAAAUGCAGUCAGCGGACAUUGCUUUUAUCCUGUCACGGGAUGUGAGGAUGGCCAGGCCAUGCCAACCCAUCCCAUCAGGGCAACAGUGAGGACUGCAGAUGCUGGGGAUCAGAGUCUAGAUUAGAGCGGUGCUGGAAAAGCACAGCAUGUCACGCAGCAUCUGAGGCGCAGGAAAAUUGACGUUUUGGGCAAAUCUCGUCCUAUCUCCAAUUGCCCUUGGAUAAGGCAGUGGUGAGCUGCUACCUUAAACUGCUGCAGUCCAUGAGAUGCAGGGACACACAUAUGCUGCUUUUGGGAAGGGGGUUUCCAAGAUUGUGACCCAGUGACUGAACACAUGGUGAUACUGUCCAGGUCAUUCUGCUAUAACGUGCGUUUCCUUAACAUGAAUUCGCUAUAACACGUUUGACAGAUUGGGGACGCUUUUUAAAGCGAGUAUUGGUUAUAAAUGCAAUUCCAGCCCUCUUAGUUUUAAAUGGUGCUGGUAUUACGCGGUUCUCUUAUAACGCGAUAUUGCCUUGUGUUUGCAUUGCCAACUCAAGUGGCCACAUGCAGGUGGAGGGCAUAGACUCUGCCCAUUCUCUACGCCGAUUGGUUGUUUCCCUUACCCGUCAUCACGGUGCCCUCCUCGGAAUGGUAAUCGUCGCUGUCCAUCAUACGCAAACCCCACCUCCUUUCCCGCGCCGAUUGGUCGACGCCACUAUCCAUCAUUCUGCGCGCCCAUUGUGAGUUUCACCCUUUCCGGUCAUUGUGGGUGUCAAGCACGGGUCGCACAACCCCUCCCAUCACGGAUUGGUCGUCACCGCUGUCGGUCAUACCCAAGCCCCGCCCCUUUCCCCAUGCCGAUUCGGCGUUACUGCUGUCAUUCGUCCGCAGAUCCUGCCGCCUCUUCCCCACCCCUCCCCCCCGCCGCGCGGACUGAGUGACGUCGACUAUGUUGGAGCCCCGCCCUCUUCCGCAACGUUGCAUCCCAGGCGACGGUUGGCCGCCCGCCGUUGCCGGGGCGACGGUUACUAAAAGGGUUUUAAAAAAAUUAAACGGAGAGAGGGAAAGACUAAACCCCACGACUGCAUUCCCAACAUUAUAGUGUCUUGACGAUUUGGACGCGAUCCCGCCGUCGAAAGUGACAAAAGGUUGUCAACCGGCAGCCGGGUCAAAGGUCAGGGGCAAGAGACAUGAUGGCGACAGAUUGAGAUGCCAUUUCUCUCGCUUCCACCAACUUCAAGCCUCAAUGUUCUACCAUCUACUCCACCUCCCACAGAAAUCGUUUGAGAGUAAAGAGAUGGUAUUCAGAUUCCCUGCUGUUGAAGAUGAAGACAGAUACUUUGACCUACCCUAGAAAGAUGUACGCCCCUCAGAACUAUGCGGAUGAAGACAGUCUCCCCGUUCGGGCGGUGCCAAGACCGCUGGAUGUAGAGCCAGUUCGAAUGGACUCCCUCUCCGACCUGGAUGUGUCCCUGACACCCGACAAGAUUGGCAAGUCCGUGGGAAUACUGAAAAAGCGAGAAGGGCCAGGCAGCGAUGUGGCAAGCAGGAGAGUCAGCCGGCGGCAAGUACGGUUUGACACUGACUCCGGCUCGGAGGGCUCUGACAAGAAAGCAUUAAUUCCAGGUGACCCAGAUCACCAGGAAGUGGGCACAAGCCCUGUGGACACAGCUCCGGAAUUGGCUUCCGAGGGGACGGAAUCGAAUGUUCAGACUGUGACCAAUCCGUCCUCCACCCUCUCCAGCGACUACAAGGCUAAAGGCCCCAAAGACCACGGCGACUCACGGAAGACCAGAGCAGUCAAAGCAGCCAGGCCGAGCAGGGCUUGCAAGCCCCCUCAGCAGGGAGGGCUCCUGGGGGGUGCUGAGGACCAUGGGGCCCCUCCCCUUGCCAUCCCGGAGUAUAACACCACCCUGGCAUUGGGGCAGGAGCUUCAGCAGCUGAGGAAGGCAGGCUUCGAUGCGAAAAAAGCUGCCACAGAGCAGCUGAAGAGGUCGUCAGUGACACGGAAUUGCGUAGAGGGGAAAGUGGCGGAAGGCCUGAACGUACCAAAGGACCAACAACGUUACAAAGGACUGGUGAGCCUGGAGGUGCCUGUGGAUGAGGUGCUGAGUGUGGCUGCACAGGAGAAAAUGCUGCUGGUCAAACCUAGGCCAGAGAGCAAGAAGCAGGUCACUGAGAUGGAAGCCCCUGAUCUCAUGAUGUUCUAUGAUCCACUGGAGCUGCUAACUGAGACCCCUUACCUCUCUGUGGAGGGCCUGCCUGACUUGAAGGUGCAUCCACAGCCAAAACCUGCUGCUUCAUCCUUUGACCUUUUCCGCAAGCUAAAACAGUGGGAGUCCUAGCUCCAGCAAGAUUGCAGGUUGGAAAGCUGUGGGAAUGUAUACUCAGUGUAAAAAGUGUACAUAUAUAUAAUUUAUAUCAGUCCUUUCAGCUGUAUAAUGUCGUUCCCAAUUAUGUUGAUGAUAACCGGUGGAUUUUGGAACAUUUCAAGACAGGACACUUUGAAAUUGGGCAAAGUAUUUUAACAUUGAAAUAUGAAUGUGUGGUGCCAGAAUAAGGUUUUUCUCACUUUAUGCUGCUGGUGACAGUAUUCCGAAACUCCCUCUAGCAAUUAACAUUGCUUCAGUAACUAAUACCAUGAAGCACUGUAUUCAGUUUCAGAGUUACCCAUCAAUGCAGUGAACAAAUCUCCAAACUUAUUGAAAUGGGCCAAGCAGGUUCGUAAGAUACAUUACGUCAAGUAGGAUUCUGAAGGGCAGAUACCAGGGCUCUGCUCCCCUCUUAGACCACAGGGUCCACACCUUUAUGAAAAUGGAGAGAAAUCCAUCAAGUUUCUCUUCUUGCCUUUGGCCUACCUGAAAUAGGCCAAAGCCUUCCCUCUGGUCCCCAUGGAGAUGGGCAAUAAAUGGUUCUAGGCUCAGUGUCACCUGCUAUGGAGGCACUGUUGAAAACCAAUUUAUGCGCACAAGCUGCCACGGACAGCAAUGGAGGCAGGUGACCAUAUAGUCUGAUCUUGGUACUGGUUAGUUCAGAAGGAAUCUUGACCAUGAGAGAAUUUCCCUUUUUAACAUCCCACUCCAGUGGAAAAAUGUGUACUCCUCACAUCGGUGAAGACAGAAUUAGGCUAGUGCUCAGUUCACGGGCACAGUCAUCCCACUCCCUGACAGCUCCAAAAGAGUGUUUCACAGAGUGUUUGCUCUUUUGUGGCUCUUAAUCCCCUCCCAGUAAGCAGCAUUCAGGAAUUUGAUCAUCACUCACCUUUUAUAGUGCAUAUUGCCAAUUUUAAAUAAUACAAAUUUUGUAAUUUUGUUUGCAUAACAAACUGACAGAAGUGUAUUUUUAUAUGAAUUAAAGAUUCUUUUUCUACUUCA